UCCGAAAAACGAAAGGGCGAGGGAGCCAUAUUGCGAGUGAUUUACGAAAUUUCCCGACCAUAUCGUUUAACAAUUUUAAUUCUCGAAAUUCGUACUUUUAAAAUGCGAUUUUCAUUUUGAUCUGACCGAUUGUUAAUGUUCUAUAGUUUACAGUCAAGUAUAGCGGCUUAAAUGGGGGACAGUGGUGAAGAUAUGGAAAAUACAGAAGUUACCGAAGUGACGGUCGGAAUUACCGACAUCUCCGAAGGUCUACCGAGUCCAAAUGCCGACGACUCUGCCUUCGCGAAUGAUUCCGUUUCAGUAUCGUCUGGUCAAAUUAGCACUUCUGCUGUUACCGAACAUGUUUUUGCAGCAACACCUACAGGAAUAUUCACUGCUAAUGGACUGCCUGUUCAAGUGCAAGAUGGUGCCCCUCUGAAACCAAGAAUAAUUGCCGUGGUACAGCAGGCUGAUGCAGCAGCUGCUCUUGUUGACGGUUUAAAGACUCCGGCUACCCCCUGCACUCCGUCGUCGCCAUCGGGGGAGAAGCGGCACUAUACGUGGGACGACACCGUACACUUGGACGUGCUGCCAGUGAGAUGCAGAAACAACGGUGCAGAACUGUUCAAAUCAAAACUAGGUUCUGGUGGGAGAGGCAAAUGUGUCCGCUACAAUGAUCAAUGGUACACGCCAUCGGAGUUUGAGUCACUUUGUGGGAGGGGUAACAGCAAGGACUGGAAGAGAAGCAUCCGGUUUGGAGGUCGAACGCUUCAGUGUCUAAUCGAGGAAGGCAUCAUCCAGCCCCAUGCAGCAUCCUGUACCUGUGCAUCUUGUUGUGAUGAUGAUGGAGUGUCUGGACCAGUCAGACUCUUUGUUCCUUACAAACGGAGGAAAAAAGACGAGAGGGAAAGCCUGCCCUCUACACCUACUUUCAAGAAGAAGAUGCCCAAGUUAAAAGAUGUUGCUGCCUUAACAGAAGAUGGCCGAUCCAUGUCACUGGAAAGUCAGAAUGGGUUAGGUAUGGGCGAUACUGCCCUGACCUUGGCAUCGAUGACUCCCACCCUUGCCCCGACCUUGACACCCUUGACCCCUCUGUCCUCUAUACCUCCGAUGACCCCUAAUACACCCAAGGCACCGGAUUUGGAGAUGCAGCACUGGUGGCACCUCGAAGAGAUGGCAACACAGUUGAUCCAGCAAGCGCAGCAGCUGAAGCAGAUGAUCGAGCAAGCCAAGCACCAAUCCCAGAGCAGUAAGGAUGCUGCUCUUGCUCAAGCCAAGAUACAGUAUGAAACAGAGAAGAAACAGAUACUGGCAGAUUCUAAGAUGGAAGCACAGCUGCAAUUAUCAAGAGCUCUGAUGGAAGCAAAGGCCGAGAAGGACAAUGCGGUAGCGCAAGCUUUGGCCCAGGCACAAGCAGAGAAGAUAGAUGCAGUGGCAGAGGCGAAAUCAUCUCAGCUCAUAAAGGCCUGCGCCAACUGUGGCAGGGAAGCAACAAGCGAGUGCACGGGUUGUCAUCGGGUGAGCUACUGCAGCGGGUUCUGUCAGCGCAAGGACUGGUCGUCCCAUCAGCACAGCUGUGGCCACACCCAAGGGCUCCCCCAGGGGAUACAAAGUGUGACAGAUCCAGAACCCGAUGCCUAGUACUGGACCUGCCAUAGUAAAUACCCCUAGAACUAGUUACAAAAGCUGAAUUCGAUAGGGUACUGAAGUCACAAUAUCGUGCAACACCUUUUCUUGUAAACCGUAUCUUCGCAGAGUAUGAUGAAAAAGCAUCCAAACCCAAAUCUGUAGUUCAUGGAUCACUGAUUCAAUGGGUGUUCGUUUGCUGAUACCUUGGGCCACGUUGAAUCUAUUUGUGUCACAUGUGGUGUGUUGAGUUAUUUCAGUGUGUUAAGUGAUAAGUUUACAUGCCGUUUACAAUUUCCAAGAUUUCAUUAAUACCCUAUGUGUAUCCAGAGCUUUUCAGGGUUAAUCAUUAAAAUCUGCUUGAUCUUUGAUGGACAAUGGGUAAUUUUAUGUUUGGAGAUGACCUUUUAGUCAGACCCAGGCCACGUUGCAUAAAAGUUACCAUUAUGGCAAUUUUGGCAUGCAAUGGUAGCUACCAUGGUACUGCUAAUCAACAGCCAAUCAAAUCAAGGAUUCCAUGCAAGUUACCAAUGGAUAGCAAAGUUAUCAUAAUGGUAAUUUUUAUGCAACAGGGCCCAGAACCGACAACAAUGAACUUUGUCACGAAAAGCUCCAGGAUUAAUUUCAAGAGGUCAAAGACUAAACUGUUUUCAGUUCUUGGCCCCAUUGCAUAAAAGCUACUACUAUUUUGCGAUCCAAUGAUAACUACCGUGGCAACAAUCCUCAUCAGCCAAUCGAAAUCAAGGACUCAAUGACUUAUGUUGCAAUUGAAUGGCAACGUUACAAUAGUAUCUUUCAUGCAACGGGUCCCUAGCCUACAAAGCUGUACUUUCUGAAAUCUCUAUCCAUGGAUAAUGUGUGUGCAUUCCCAACCCCAACAGUCCCUUCCUUCUCCUCUCUUUGUCUUUCUUACUCUCUCUUCUCUCUCUCUCUCUCUGCUUGUCUCUCUUUCCCUGCUCUCCCACUUUUUCCCUCCCAGUCUCCCGGGUCCCAUAACACAAAAGUUACUGAUUAAUCGUAUGCUUGUUUUUCACAAUUGAUUGUACAUUGUAGUCAAUGGAAUCGAUCAUUAAAAACUAUUCUACGAUCUUUGCUAAGCUUUGUGUUACGGGCCCCCAGUGUUUUCUGUUCAUCUUGGUUUCCAUCUUCUUAUCUGUUUCCUUUUCUGUCAUAGUCAAAUCCUGAACCAUAGUUAUAUUGUUUCUUUCAAUGAGGACACAUACAAUUGCUAUUAUUUGUGCACAAUUACUGUAAUUACAAGCCCCUAGAAGUCAUGCUUUAUACUGAAAUCUUGAAGUAAAGAAGUAAGAAUGGCAAAGUUUACUUUAAAAUUGAGUUUGUGCAAAUAAAGCAUUUUUUAAAAUGAAAGAAAAAAACUGUGAAGCAGGGUGAGCAUCCCCUUUAUAUGAUCUUGACGGUCUUUGUAAAAAAUAUUAUAUUGGACAAUAUUUGUGAAUUUCCUGAUACUUUUCAUGGUUUGUUUAUUUUUGUAAAAAGGCUAAAUAUAUGUUUAUUCUAACGAGUGCAAAUAAAUUAAAAGAUGGUCAUGAUGUAAAUAAACUUGAUGCAAAAGUUGA
Molecule: messenger RNA, 3182 nt
Organism: Lytechinus variegatus (green sea urchin)
Lineage: Eukaryota; Metazoa; Echinodermata; Echinoidea; Temnopleuroida; Toxopneustidae
Gene: deaf1
Product: deformed epidermal autoregulatory factor 1 homolog
Exons: 7
Coding region: 172-1620 (482 amino acids)
Biological process (GO): regulation of transcription by RNA polymerase II; negative regulation of DNA-templated transcription
Cellular component (GO): nucleus
Molecular function (GO): DNA-binding transcription factor activity, RNA polymerase II-specific; transcription corepressor activity; DNA binding
Source: RefSeq, a predicted model, not a curated record